AUGCACGCGUUUGAAGGCAUCGUGGGUGACGCCGGUCAGUUCUAUGAGGUGGUAGAGGCUACUCAAGCCAUCCAGGAAGCUACGGAACUCCUCCACAUCUUCACUUGUUCAAGCCCUCAGCGGUCGCAGCGAGCGUGGUACUUGGAGGGCAGGAAAGACGUUGGAAACAAAAUGUAUGUAGACGACAUUUGCUUGAUCAGCCGUGUGUAUUGUGCACAUUGCAUGACCUAUGCCGUCAAAUCCAUUUACACCGUACCUUUCGAUUUCUCCUCAGAUGACGAUCGCAAGCUUGUUUGGUUGGACAAGAAGAUCUUUUUGACCUCUGCGGAGCUCGGCCUGAACACCAAGAAUUUACAUCCAUCCCCACCAUGGUAUGCCAACAGUUCGUAUGUCCGCAACGUGUUACUUGGAAAGUUUCGCGGCUGGGUCGAGAUUGGUCCGGUCCAAGCCGAAUGGCAUCGUGCCCUUUUGAGUGUAUUUUAUGAGUUUAAGCAACGCGGUUGGAAUUACAAAUCAGUCCUUUCGGUCCUGCGCAGCAUCUACAAAGAUGAUUACAAACAGUAUGCAAUUUUCGGAAUUUUCGCUUGGAGAUUCAUGCGCAACACAACGUAA
This is a messenger RNA of Symbiodinium sp. CCMP2592, 612 nucleotides long. NCBI's taxonomy places the organism in Eukaryota, Dinophyceae, Suessiales, Symbiodiniaceae. The record is from the annotation of a GenBank genome assembly.